UGAAAGUACAACUGCAGAGCCAACUGACUCCACAACUGCAGCGGGAACGACCCUUGAAGAUCACACAACAACGUUAGAAAUGUCAACAAUUCCAGCUGAAACAACGACCAUUGUUACACAAGAACCAUCAGCUAGCCCAGAGACUGUGACAAGCCCAUCUCCCACAAUCACUUCUGGUCACACAACAGUGCCCUCUGACGUUACAAGUGAGUCUGUAACUAGCACUGCUGGUACCUCAACAUCAAGUGAGGCAUCAACAACAACUUCUGAAGCAAACACAUCUGCUGAAGAAUCGACAGCGACCUCAGCUGGUUUAACAAGUGCAACUGUGGAAGCUACGUUUUCAACAUCGGGAGUGACCAUGACACCAGAAUCAACCAAAGACACAAUGGAAACCACUACAGCUAUGUCCUCAAGUGUAACAGAAUCUUCAACCAGUACCUCGCCGGAAACAAGUCCCUCACAACCUUCUACGAUUACCAGUGAGCCUGCCACUACAAAUGAACUAACUUCAGCAGUCACGGACGGGCAAAUAUCUUCCACUACCGUUGAACUCUCAUCUACCCAGGGAACUGAAAGUACAACUGCAGAGCCAACUGACUCCACAACUGCAGCGGGAACGACCCUUGAAGAUCACACAACAACGUUAGAAAUGUCAACAAUUCCAGCUGAAACAACGACCAUUGUUACACAAGAACCAUCAGCUAGCCCAGAGACUGUGACAAGCCCAUCUCCCACAAUCACUUCUGGUCACACAACAGUGCCCUCUGACGUUACAAGUGAGUCUGUAACUAGCACUGCUGGUACCUCAACAUCAAGUGAGGCAUCAACAACAACUUCUGAAGCAAACACAUCUGCUGAAGAAUCGACAGCGACCUCAGCUGGUUUAACAAGUGCAACUGUGGAAGCUACGUUUUCAACAUCGGGAGUGACCAUGACACCAGAAUCAACCAAAGACACAAUGGAAACAACUGCAGCUAUGUCCUCAAGUGUAACAGCAUCUUCAACCAGUACCUUGCCGGAAACAAGUCCCUCACAACCUUCUACGAUUACCAGUGAGCCUGCCACUACAAAUGAACUAACUUCAGCAGUCACGGACGGGCAAAUAUCUUCCACUACCGUUGAACUCUCAUCUACCCAGGGAACUGAAAGUACAACUGCAGAGCCAACUGACUCCACAACUGCAGCGGGAACGACCCUUGAAGAUCACACAACAACGUUAGAAAUGUCAACAAUUCCAGCUGAAACAACGACCAUUGUUACACAAGAACCAUCAGCUAGAAUCGACAGCGACCUCAGCUGGUUUAACAAGUGCAACUUUGGAAGCUACAAUUUCAACAUCGGGAGUGACCAUGACACCCGAAUCAACCAAAGACACAAUGGAAACAACUACAGCUAUGUCCUCAAGUGUAACAGAAUCUUCAACCAGUACCUUGCCGGAAACAAGUCCCUCACAACCUUCUACGAUUACCAAAUCGACAGCGACCUCAGCUGGUUUAACAAGUGCAACUGUGGAAGCUACGUUUUCAACAUCGGGAGUGACCAUGACACCCGAAUCAACCAAAGACACAAUGGAAACAACUACAGCUAUGUCCUCAAGUGUAACAGAAUCUUCAACCAGUACCUUGCCGGAAACAAGUCCCUCACAACCUUCUACGAUUACCAGUGA
Messenger RNA from Oncorhynchus tshawytscha (Chinook salmon), 1669 nucleotides. RefSeq names its product mucin-5AC-like. Lineage: Eukaryota; Metazoa; Chordata; Actinopteri; Salmoniformes; Salmonidae. The transcript is spliced from 3 exons. The record is from RefSeq and is a predicted model, not a curated record. The coding region runs from base 80 to 1669 and encodes 529 amino acids.